Messenger RNA from Bacillus rossius redtenbacheri, 1422 nucleotides. RefSeq lists its product as uncharacterized. Gene Ontology annotation, cellular component: transcription regulator complex; nucleus. The coding region runs from base 267 to 1214 and encodes 315 amino acids. The transcript has 2 exons. Gene Ontology annotation, molecular function: DNA binding. Lineage: Eukaryota; Metazoa; Arthropoda; Insecta; Phasmatodea; Bacillidae. Gene Ontology annotation, biological process: regulation of transcription by RNA polymerase II. The record is from RefSeq and is a predicted model, not a curated record.
UGACACACGAGCGACCGAGUCGCGCGACUGAGACGCGCGACUCGGUCGCCGGGAAAUCGCUUGCCAUAAGAUAGCAUGGGCGUGGGUGAGAACCUGGCACACGGGCGACUGAGCGCGUCUCCAUCGCGCGUCUGUCGCCAGCAGACGCGAAUCCCCGCGACAGAUCGCGGCGACCAGUCGUGCGGGAGCCUUGCACACGGGCGACUUUUAGCCGCGCGUCCGAGCGACUGUCGGUCAGUAUCUGGUUGUAUGUGCUGGCGAGGAAGAUGGCGUUCGAUUGUGACCGUUUUAUAAUCGAAAUAGAAUCAAGGCCAGCUAUUUGGGAUUCCAGAUGUGAUGAGUAUGCUAACAAAUGCAAAAAGGGAAAGGCAUGGGAAGAGGUGUGCGAUAUGUUCGUUGAGAACUUCAAAGCCAUGGAUAGCGUCCAUAAAAAUAAAGCAGCUGCAGAUCUGCAACGGAAAUGGAAGAAUCUACGUGACUGUUUCAGAAGAGAACUGGCUAAACAGAGGAAUUGUAAAUCAGGUUCUGCAGCAGAUGGCAGGAAACAAUAUAUAUAUUUCCAGCAGUUAACUUUCCUAUUGCCAGUAUGCGACACCAAACCUACAACAGAAGAAUCUCCAGACUUGCACACGCAAGCCACACCCGCAGCAGCUACAUCUACGGCACCUACUUCUCUUAAAAGAAAAAAACCGUCACCAGAAACAGAAGAACUUGAGCUACUUCAGUCGCUUAGAAGAAAUAUGGAAAAACGACAUGCAGGUAGAGAAGAAGAAGACAGUGACAGGCAUUUCUUGUUGAGUCUUUUGCCGUACUUCAAACGUCUGCCAGACGAUAUGAAACUUGAAGUUCAAAGCGACUUUUUAAACACCUUAAGAAGGUACAAUCAGGUGUCAAUUUCUGGUCAUCGAUGUCCUUCUCAGACUUCUGUCUACCCUCAUUCUUCUCCAUCAGUGAUCACAGGCCCAUCAUUUGUUUCGCUUCCAUACCCUAGUAGUAAUACAAGUACCUCUGGAGUACGCAACCAACAAUUUACACCCACCAUCAGUCAGUCUUACAACUACGGGUCUCAUUCAACUUCAGAAACAUCGCAGUUAAUGAGUCAACCCCAGCAGCCGCUGCAAUGCCACGCCUUAUCACCAAUGUCACCAGCAGCUUCCUCAUCAGUAUCUCUCCAGUCUGAUACGUCAAGUAUUUGUGAAGACUAUUUUAACUGAUACCUAAUAAAUUAUAAGACAUGUGACCUUCAUGGAAAGAGCAGUUUCAGUGAAUAACAAAUAAAUAUGUUAUCUAACAAUUUUCUUCUAAAUUUAUGAAAGAAUUUAUUUUCGUGUGCAAAACGAUAAACAUUUAUGUGUUGGAUCUUUGAGACAAUAUCGUGUCACGUAAUAAUAAAUGUUACUUAUUUGGGGUAUGUUCAGAAAA